GAUGAACAAAGUGAAGGUUCAUGAAACUGAUAAGAAUGUUGCUGCGUAUAAGGGCUGAGAGAGUGGCUUGUUUUUUUUGUGGCUGUUAAUUAAGCCAUGUAUGUAAAAUAAACUGUAUGUAGUGGUUUUAUCUUUUUAUACGAAUUUUAUGCACACUGUUUAAUGAUGUUUUGUGUUAUAUUUUUGGGUAAAAUUAAUCAUAAUUACAUGGAUUAAUAAAUCAAUAUCAGAAUACAGAAUAUUGUUUAUUGUUAAUUAUGGAAUUGGAUAAAUUUGGGUAUAAGUAUUGACAUUUUCAUUUUCGAUAUUUUUUAUACAAAAUUUAUUAAAUUAUCCAACCACUUUUUCACACGUCAGCACAAUUUAUAAUUGUUUAAAUUUAAUUAAUCGUAACUGGAACUAUUGUUAAAACUACAGAGCUUUUGUUCCCAUACAACCUGUUGACAAUGCAAAACCGUUCGCGUUGCGUGGCCUCCCCCUCCACUAUACACUAUACAAUUUAUACAACUUUGUGGCUAUUAUUAUAAAAGUGUACAACUUAUCGCACCAAGAUGUUGAGGUGCGUUGUUGAGGUCCACAUUAUCCCAUGACUAUGUGGCAGUGCACGUUGCACUUACUCUGCUCUAUUUAGUUAGUUUCAGUGUUACUUGUAUAGUGUGUGGGGUUGAGGUGUUAUGUUGUGACGUUAUGUUAGUUAUUCAAAUAUGAUUGGAAUUUGCUUUUAUUUUAUUGUUUUGUAAUAUUUACGUAGUGCCUGUCAAUGAACUUGGAUGACCUCCAGGCUAAGUGACCCUUGUUGAUUUAUAAUCAGUCAUUGAUUUUACUAUGCUGUGUUUUAUGAUAUUUUGUAUAAUGUAUGUACUGAAGUAAUGGUGUUGUAUGAAGCUGUAUUUACGUAAAUAAUGUUGUGUAGUUUUCAUUAACAAUAGCAUCAGUCGCUUCAAGCGGGCGUGUGACAAUACACAAUAUUAUAACAGUUUAACAAAAUCGACAUAAAAACUGCUAUCGCUAUUCACCUUACUUUCCCCAGCAACACAUCUGGGAAACUGCCUAUAAUGUUUUAAAUCUUGAUAUUAAAUUAUCAUGAUUAUGUCAGAGAAUAUGAUCAAAUUAUGUGAAUAAGGUUCGUUCCACAAAAUUCGAAUAAAGCACUUUCACAGUACGGAGGGCGGAGGCUAAUGUUUGCUUAGCUAAUGAUGUAACGAGUUUAUAUUAUAAUAUGAGAUGUCUGCACUUUACAGCUUUUAUUUCCUAGUUCAGUUCUCUUAAAACGUUGCGCUUCCUCAGCCCUGCUCAAAGUUCCCCGACUUGAUAAUCUCUCCUUUGUCACUUAGAGGUGACGUGUGCAUGUGAACUAUUUCUAGUCCUGACUUUGUGUUGCUGGUGGCACUAUUUCUUAACACAUUUAACCUCUAUUUUCCAUUAGAGAGAUGGCUAUCAGGGGUCCGGCGGGGGUCUCCAUCUCUAACACUGGCAUACUACUGAUAUGUGUCUGUGUUCUCAUGUUGUUCGUCUACACAUUCAGAGGCUCGAUAUCAGAGAGUGCUGGAUAUGGGAGCGAUUAUGGGAGUAAGUAUGACAGAGAGUACAAGGUAUCAGAGGUCCUCUCAGCUGCUAUAUAUCUGUCAGAGAAAGCGGGCAGAUUAGUUAAAGAUAUCAGAGAACAAGAUGCACUGCAAGAGCAGAGUAAAGGUGAAACUAAAGAGGGAGUAAACGAUCCCCUUACUGAGGGUGACCUAAUGUCUCACAGAAUUCUUGUAAAGGGAUUCAUGAAAGCUUUCCCUGCCCUUAACCUUGUCAGUGAGGAGCACGAGGAGGAGUCAAUAGAAGGAGUAGUUCCUCCCAACCUCUAUCACCCUGAUGUUCAGAAAGUCCUCAAAUCAGACCCAUACAUAGCAGCAGAAGAUAUAACAGUAUGGGUAGACCCGCUAGAUGCUACGAAGGAGUAUACAGAGAGGCUAACCCAGUAUGUGACUGUGAUGGCGUGUGUUGCUGUUAAAGGUGUCCCCGUUGCUGGGGUUAUCAGAAAACCAUUCGAUGAUAAAACUUAUUGGGCUUGGGUCGGCCAUGGUGUGUCGGACACCUUACAAGGCCUACACGGAUCUGAAGAAGGUGACGCCCUGGAAGUUAUAGUGAGUUUAUCUCACAAGGGCGAAGUUGAGGGCAUUGCUAAGAAAGCUUUCGCUCCUAAAGAAGUCCAUAUUACCGGCGCUGGAGGCGCUGGAUAUAAAGUAGUAGAGGUAAUCAAAGGAACUGAAGAUGUUUAUGUCCACACCACUUUAAUCAAGAAGUGGGACAUCUGUGCAGGAGAUGCCAUCUUGCGCGAAAUCGGAGGAACGCAGACAGACCUUCGGGGAGAUGAAAUUAACUACAGUCACGAAUUAGAUCCUAAAAAUGAACAUGGGCUGAUAGCCACCAUGCACGACCAUGAGAAGUAUAGGGAAGCUUUGGCUGCUUCACUCUAAAUCAUAGAUCAUCAUGAACUUUUACAUUUUUGUAUUUUAAUUUCAUUCUGAGUGUAUUGGAUGACAUUAUUAUGGCUUUACAAAAUCCUUAUAUUUUCGUAUUUGGAGAUAUGUUAGCCGAGGGUAUGUAAUAAACACAAUUUUCAAUUGGAACAUUUGAUCUGAAUAGGCAUCUCUAAGCAAAUUGUUUCGCCCAAACUUUAUUUGAUGAGAUCAUGUUUGUCUAAUUCAAUUUACUUUUAAUGAAUGCUAACAAAAUAAUGUAAUUCUCUAACGGGUAUUUAUUGCAUUCAUUUUAACUGCGUAAUUAACUCUUAGAUUUUCACAUACUGCUGAAAACUUGAAGUGCUAUCAAAUGGUCUCUAUUUCACCCAAUGUUUCAAAUUAAAAUGCAUUGACCUUCUUGGUCGAUAAAAUAUGUUUUAAAUUACUAUUUUGAAUGUAAAAGGUAGUUUAAUUUAUAAUAAUUGUGAAUGCUUUAUGCUAGUUUAUUUUGUAAAAAUUGUAA
This is a messenger RNA of Bolinopsis microptera, 2973 nucleotides long. Its product is annotated as putative inositol monophosphatase 3. Gene Ontology annotation, biological process: phosphatidylinositol phosphate biosynthetic process. The coding region runs from base 1431 to 2465 and encodes 344 amino acids. Gene Ontology annotation, cellular component: endomembrane system. Gene Ontology annotation, molecular function: 3'-nucleotidase activity. The transcript is spliced from 7 exons. Lineage: Eukaryota; Metazoa; Ctenophora; Tentaculata; Lobata; Bolinopsidae. The record is from RefSeq and is a predicted model, not a curated record.